This is a messenger RNA of Cydia strobilella, 1982 nucleotides long. Its product is annotated as terminal uridylyltransferase Tailor-like. The transcript has 3 exons. NCBI's taxonomy places the organism in Eukaryota, Metazoa, Arthropoda, Insecta, Lepidoptera, Tortricidae. Gene Ontology annotation, molecular function: RNA uridylyltransferase activity. Bases 337 to 1554 code for a protein of 405 amino acids. The record is from RefSeq and is a predicted model, not a curated record.
UGGUUUUUCUGGCCGUCCAUUUUUUCUAUUUUUAUUCCUAUAGUAGUUUAGAUUCUUCAACCGAUCAAGCAUCUACACGGACUGGAUCGAGUUCUGAUACUGAAAUUCUGCUCCCACAACCUUGAUGCUGGCAAAAUUGUCCCAAUGGACAGAUGCCAUAAGAACCAAAAACUGAACUGAACUGAACUGAUAGCCCAUGUUGAGCUAAAGAUAUAAUAUUAUUAUUUACUACAAUAUUUUACAUAAUUUGUUACAUUGUUUGGUUGCUGUACGAAUAAGAGUACUUCUAAAUCACAACUUAUGAUGUUAUGCUGAUAUUCACGAUUAACGGGAAUCAUGGACACUCAAGGCGGAGAAAUCCUAGACCCAUCAUGGAUGCGGCUGGAGGGUGAUUUCGAUGAGCAGGUGGCCUGCCUGUUCCGCUAUGUGCGGCUGUCCCGGGAGGAGGUGGAGAGCUUCCGCUGCCUGUUCCGAGACGUUGAGAAUACAUUGAGGACACAGUGGCCAGGCUGUGAAGUGAUCCCAUUCGGGUCCGUGGUGACGGGCAUGGGCAUCAAGACGAGCGACGUGGACUGCUACGUGCACGUCCCCGUGUGGUACCGCAUGGCCGGCGACAACCUCGUCAUCACCGCCCGCAACAUCCUCCGCCGCCGACCCAACAUCUUCGCACAACUCUUCGCCAUCGCCCAAGCUAAAGUCCCCAUCGUCAAGUUCCUCCAUACCCCCACUCGGACCAACUGCGAUCUAAGCUUCAAAAGCCCGUCAGGCGUCAGAAACAGCAAGCUGAUAUGCUAUCUACUCCACUCGGACAGAAGAGCGCUCGAUCUCGCCAUACUAGUUAAAUACUGGUCCAAGGCUCACAAUUUAACCGGCACGAAUUUAAUGCCAAAUUACGCUUUAACGUUACUAGUAAUCUUCUACCUCCAACACAUAGGAAUAUUACCCCCCGUGUGUGAUUUACAGAAGCUCGUCCCUUAUGAUUAUGUCGACAAUUGGAAUACUGCGUUUGAAGAACGCGAGCAUAGGAGCAACAACGAACGGUCGCUGCUGCAGAUCUUAGGCGGUUUCUUCUCCUACUACGGCAGUUACGACUUCGAGAACAGUAUAGUAUCUCCGUUCCUCGGGUAUCCUAUAGUCCGGGAAUGUUUUAAGAAGUUAAAUGAUGUGCCGGAAGAAUUUGAUCUGUAUAAAGAUCUGUACAGAAAUGGGAUGUGUCAGCCGCUCAAGUUGGAUACGCCGAUGUGCGUGCAGGAUCCGUUCGAUCACAGUCGGAACUGUACUGUGGGGGUGUUCUUCAAGUUGAGCCGGAAGGUAUGUUCGUAUUUGAAGUUGGCGGCUACUCUGUAUUCUAGUAAGCCGAGCGAGGAGUAUCUGCAGGCGCUGCUGCUGACGCGCGCGGCGGGGGCGCCGAGCGUGGUGGCCGCCAAGGCCAAGCUGCAGAACAAAGUGAGGAAGCCGCAGCAGACCCAGGGCUUCAACAAUUUGAAGAAGGCUGUGAGGAACAACAUACACGCCUUGUAUGAGCACAUUAAUAAGAAAAGGGGGAAACGAUAGCUUGCUCAUAAUUCAUUAUUGAUUUAAUAGUGGUUUGAAUUGAUGAUGUGUUUUUUUUACGUAAUACUUAUAAUUGUCUUGGAAAAAUGUGUUAUAUAAUUUUUAGACUGGAGUCAUGUUGAAAGUAAGUGUUGUAUGUAUACGUUUUUACUUUGUCUCGAUGGCUCUCGUUUUAGAAUAUUCUAUUAACCGCUUGGAUAAUUUGGAUAUGUUUUACUACAAAAUUGUACUCUUUUCAAUGUAGUAAAUGUCUUUUAACUUUAACUUAGUCUGCAUUGACAAGAGAUUUUUACAAGUUGACUUUAAAUAAAAUUUAAUUAUCAUUGUGAAUGAUAUGCUACAUGUGAUGAUUGAUAUUGUUUCUAUUUUAAAAAUAGAUUAAGCUAAAUCACAUUCUUUAAAAUGUGGCAUCUCAAUCAAUUGAUGGA